AUAACAAAUUAAAUAAAAAAUAGACCGGUGAUAGUGCUGCCUGAAGAUCAUGAUCAAUAUUCUGCACCGUUAAAAUUACGAUGUAGAUAUAAACAAACCAGCGUGCGAGGGAGUCAAACAAGAACGUGUCGCCGAUGUACAUGCAGAGCCAUGGAGAACCUCCCCCGGCAGUGUCAAUACCUGGCCCUCGGUGCUGCCCGCAUCAGGGAGAUCAGGUCCAUCGUCUCCAAGCUCGAAAACUGUGAGCAUGGAGGCCGAGCCUUCCAGAAGCUGCCGCGCCACAUGCAACGCCGCGCCGUGUCUUCCAACCCCCACCGCCUCCCUCGCUACCUGCGGGAAAAGCACAUGAGAGAGGGCGGUGGCAGCACCAAGCCGAGCCACCGUCCCCGCAGGAAGUACCGCAGGCGCCCAGCAAACCUCCUUCAGGAGUACAACCGCCGUCAGAAGGAAUAUGUGUGGCUGGAGACACACCUGUGGCAUGCCAAGCGGUUCCACAUGCACAGGCAUUGGGGUUAUGCUUUGCCUCACACCCCCACUUGCAGGGGGCACCGGGCAAGCCUGAGGGCAGCCACUACAGGGUGUCUUCUGCAGGAUGUGUCUUAUUUAUGCUGCAUAGAGCGCGGAGUCAAGAGUACCAUCCUUCAGGGCCUGUCCAGAGCCUUGCAGCCAGAGAGUCUUGCUGCCCUUACAAGUCCCCAAGUGCUUGCAGGGAGGCAUUGGGUGUCCUCUAUGUUCUUCCAGCCUGAGAGACAGCCAUAUGGUGCACUUGCAGAAGUGGACAUCUUGUUUCACCCUCCACAACAUAACACAGAUGAGGAGGAGAGAGUGAAGCUUUGGGUAUGGACUCACCCUUCUGCUCAUACUCACAUUGUAGAAGCUUUGACUGAAGUGCUGCACCUACACAAAGUUCCUGCCAACAAUGAAGACAUCCCUGAGUUGUCUGGGAAAGCUGGUGGUAGUCAAGAGGAACUAGGAGGCAAAGAACUGAGAGGUGAUUCUGAAGCUGAGGAAUGUAGGAAAGAAAUGUGUGUAGAUGAUUUGUCUGAGAGGAAGAAUGAGUCUGUACCAGGAAAAGACGAAAGUGCUCAACACACAAAAAUGGAAGCUGAGGAAUGUAGGAAAGAAUUGUCUGUAGAUGAUACAUCUGAGAGAAAAGAUGAGGCUGUACCAGGAAGGGAAGAUGAAGAUGCUAAACACACAAGGAUGGAAACUAAGAUUUGUAAGGACACACCUACAGAUGAUGCUUCUAAAGUUAAACCAGAGCCAGAAGAGAAAAGUCAAGUCACUCAAGAUACAAGAAAAGACCAGAGGAAAAACAAGACAAAGAAAUCAAAGGACGUCAAUGCAGAAAAGCUUCAGAUGCGAAACGUUCCCUUUGAGAGGACACCAAAAUACAUCUCUGGUGACAGCAGCACAACCAUGACAUUGCUCAAGGACACACUCAACAGAUUCAGGCUCCUUGGGCCAAGAGCAUACGGUGUGUUGUCAUCUGCUGCUGUCCCUGCUAACGUGGCAGUGGAGGAGGAGGUGACAGAGGGGAUAUCCGAAUGUGAGGAGGCAAAAGGACCAUGGUGGAAGCAUUACUACAGUGAGGAAGGAAGGCUGCAGAGUCAUCAGAAGCAGGUGGCAGCAUGGAAGCAGCUGGCAUCCUGUUCUCACCCACCAGGCAAAGUUGUGCUGCCACUAACAGUUCGGGACCCAAGAGUCACACUCCCCACCAAGAAGGUCUCAGUGUUGGAUGAAGAUUCAGAUCGUGUCAGGUCAGCCAGCCUCCAGGAGUGGCCAGUAGAGAGUGCCAUGUACAGCAGCGACCUCAGAGACUAUGUCACACUCUCCAAGGAGCCCGACGCUGCCCUUAACCAGCGCCGCUCACAGUUCCUGGUGCCAGGAUCCCAGCUUCCUGAGACACCACAGGAAGCACGUCUUCCUCUGCUGCUGCUCUCCCGGCCUCCAAGUUCUGCUGGUCUUGGCAGUGGAUGGGAUGUGGUGACACCAGCUGGGUGGGGGAUGAGUCUGUUCCUGCCACUGGUCUUCAAUGGAGGAGUAGUGAAUGGACAGCACGAGGCAGAGAACCUUCACCUGGAGGCCCUCACAUCCCUCCCACCCCACCUCCUCCCUGACACACCUGCUGGGGACCUGCACUCCACCUGGCUGGCUGCAGAAAGGCACAAGGAGUUCUUCAAAAGGCCGCCUGCCAGCAGACACAACUACAUCAAGCUUGGAGUUCAGUUUCCAUUUUCCCAGCCUUGGCGGAAACUACUACAGGAGUGGCAGCCGGGGAUUCUUGAUUUCUUUGUGGUCAGGGAUGCAGGGCUCAUCCAGUCCUUGUCUCAGCUGAUUCACAAUGUCAAAAAGAUUAGUAGUAAUAAGGAUGAGAAAGAGGAAGGAGCUAGUGGCACAAUUAUUUCAAGCACUGAUAGCAAAGCAGUCAGUUACUCAAGUAGUAAUGGCAAUGCUGCCACAAGUGUUGAUGCCAAACCUGGGAAGAGGAAAGCAGAUGAUGAUAUGAGCUGUAAUGAGACCAAAAAAACAAAGCAUGAACAGUCAGAAGAAAAAAUUCAGAUAUGUGCUGCAGAGAAAAAUGUGAGUGAGGAGACAGAUGGCAUGCAGGAGCUGACAGUGGCAAGCCCUGUCAGUCUGGUGAUGGUGCAACUGGUCCUGGCACACAAGGGCACCAUGGAACCGUGUGCCAUGGUGUGUCUGCCUCAGGAUGAAGACUUCUUUCCUGAAGAUGGUUCAUUGAGGUUGAGGGAGCAAGGAGAGGCCCUGAAGGAACCCCUACAUGAGGACCCCAACCAUGACCGCCGGGCAAAGAUGAGAAAUGAACAUUCCAAGAUCCUGGGCCGGAUGAGGAGGGUGCGACGCAAGGCACGGCAGAGGGUGGCCAUGGAGAUGGAUUUUGUGUCAGCUGCCCAUACCACUCAGACCCUGAAGGACGCCACCACAGAGGCACUCAGGAAGGUGGACGAGGAGAAUGAGACAAUCCUCAAGAAGCAUUCAUCGUACAAAGAGGAGAUGGAGAGUGCCUGGCUGAUGGGUGCCAACGAGCCCCUGCAGUGCUGUGCCCGUGCCAUUAUGGGCUACAUCACUCAUGGCACCUUCAGCUACUCCCACGGGAAGGCAGCCGGCAUUGGCUGGGUGGCAUUGAAGCCACUCCUUCGCCUUCUUGAGCAGUGCAAGGAAAACAGAGGUCAGAGUAGUUUGUUGGAAGCACCAAGUAGAGGAAAAGGCACCAGAAGUCUCCCAGUGCUGGUGAGAAACCCAUCCACUGUUCAGUAUCGCUGGGCACACUUAUCCUUGGUAGAGAACCCACCUUCAGAGGCAACAUCAGGCUAGUAGUAACAGCACAGCAGAGGUUCAUUUGGUGUCAGAAGUUGGGCAAUCUGCAGCAGUCACUCCCACUGUACUCUCUGUUUUCCCUGAGUCUUAAGUCUGAUCCACUGACAGUCUGUCUGCUUAUAUGCCAGGCUGGCAAUCCCACAUGGUGUGGCCCAGGCAAAACACCUCAGCCAAACAUGCAUCAUUCACACUCUUAGCUCAGUCAGCUCCUGGUAGAAAGGGAAACCUUAGAAAAACAGAACCAAAUUGAGAGAAAAUGCUUAACACAGUGGAAGUGAGUGAAGCAAGUUGAGUGUUUAAAAAGUAUGUUACAACUAAGACAAUUGUUUGGCCUAAAGACUGUUAAAGAAUAAAAACUUCUAUUCAGUACA
Messenger RNA from Scylla paramamosain (green mud crab), 3710 nucleotides. It is a transcript of the gene Pop1, whose product is annotated as ribonucleases P/MRP protein subunit POP1-like. Gene Ontology annotation, biological process: tRNA 5'-leader removal. Gene Ontology annotation, cellular component: ribonuclease MRP complex; nucleolar ribonuclease P complex. The record is from RefSeq and is a predicted model, not a curated record. Lineage: Eukaryota; Metazoa; Arthropoda; Malacostraca; Decapoda; Portunidae.